CCCCGCUGACAUGCGCCAUUCUUUGUAUCCUCUCUUCCCUUGUGAUCCACGCUAACUCUCCCAUGGCCUCCUCCUCCACCUCCUCUCUCUUGUUUCCACCUCCCCACCUCCUCGCUCUCCUCCUCAUUCUCUACGCCAACCCAGCCGUCAGCUGCUUCAACUCUAUCUUUAGCUUUGGUGACUCCCUCGCCGACACCGGAAACUUUCUCAGCUACGCCGGCGCCAAUGCAAGCAACGUCGGCCGCCUUCCUUACGGCGAGACCUACUUCCACCGUCCCACUGGCCGGUUCUCCGAUGGGCGAAUCACCCUUGACUUCAUUGCACAACGCCUGGGACUGCCUCUCCUGCCGCCGUAUCUAGCGGGGCCCGGAGAGCACGAUUUCGGGCAAGGGGCAAACUUUGCCGUGGGAGGAGCGACGGCGCUGGCUAACGACUUCUUCAGGGCCAAGGGGCUCAACGUUACGUGGACCGAGUAUUCGUUAGGCAUUCAGAUUGAGUGGUUCAAGCAACUGCUGCCCUCGCUUUGUUCCUUGGAUUCAGGGUGCCAUGAUUUUUUGAACAACACGCUUUUCCUUAUGGGAGAGAUAGGAGGCAACGACUAUAAUGAUCCAUUCAUCCAAGGAAGAACCGUGGAAGAGGUUACUACCUAUGUUCCCAUCGUCAUCUCUGCCAUUAGCUCGUCAAUCAAAGUCUUGAUCGAUCUUGGGGCGAAGACAUUGGUAGUACCGGGUAACUUCCCGAUUGGAUGUGUUCCAUUGUAUCUGGCUCUUUUCCAAAACUCAAGUAAAGGAGACUAUGAUCCACAAACAGGCUGUAUCAACUGGCUGAAUAAGUUUUCCGAAUACCACAAUCACCUACUUAUGGAUGAGCUAAAUAAACUUCGGCAACUUCACCCCGACGCCACCAUUAUCUACGCCAAUUACUAUGAAGCAUUAUUGAGCAUGGUCCGUUCUCCUGGCCAAUAUGGAAUUGAGGUAACUGAGGCCGCAUGCUGUGGUCCUAGUGGACCCGUUAAUGUCACAUCCCCUGUUCUUUGUGGAGAUCCAGCGGCUACGGUCUGCAGCGACCCUUCAAAGUAUAUUUCGUGGGAUGGGGUGCACCUAACGGAGGCGGCUUAUGGAAACAUUGCUCGUGGCUUAUUAGAAGGACCAUAUGCAACUCCUCCCAUAGCUCGAGCGUGCUCGAGACGAUAGAAAAGGGAAAAUGAUCUAAAUAAUUCAAAGCAAACAUGGAGAAGGCAAUGCCUUAUGAAUGAUAUGUUUUGCUCGCUCGCAAUGACAAAGAAAUCUUAUACCGAGAAAUGUUUUUAGCUGCAAUGCAUGAUACUACUAGACGGCCUGCUAAAUCUCUUAAUGCGAUAUUUCAGAAUUUAUACGAUGGAAAGAAAAGCCAGCAAGUUAAU
This is a messenger RNA of Phoenix dactylifera (date palm), 1402 nucleotides long. Its product is annotated as GDSL esterase/lipase At1g28600-like. NCBI's taxonomy places the organism in Eukaryota, Viridiplantae, Streptophyta, Magnoliopsida, Arecales, Arecaceae. The record is from RefSeq and is a predicted model, not a curated record. Gene Ontology annotation, molecular function: hydrolase activity, acting on ester bonds.